Fusarium odoratissimum NRRL 54006 is the source of this 1923-nucleotide messenger RNA. RefSeq lists its product as uncharacterized. The record is from RefSeq and is a predicted model, not a curated record. The transcript has 2 exons. The coding region runs from base 1 to 1923 and encodes 640 amino acids. NCBI's taxonomy places the organism in Eukaryota, Fungi, Ascomycota, Sordariomycetes, Hypocreales, Nectriaceae.
AUGUGCUCGACCUGCAACGUGUCCAGCCGCCCGGCUGCAUGGACCCUCGACCAGCCAACCACUUCUUCAGAGGCUGAAGUCGCAGUCAACUCAUGCGAGUUUCAGUCAUCCGAAUUCAACGCUACUGGGUUAGCUGCCGCUGAUUGGUCCUCCACUGGCUUCCAGAGGGUCUCUGAGUCCUUCGUUGAGGAGAAUGGACUGGCUCUUCCUGACACUAACAUCUCUUCCGGCGCGGGAAUGGUUCGCUCCAUUGUCAAGAUCGAAGCGCGUUUCGCCAACAAAUUGACUGGCGACUCCAUCUGGAAGAUCAGCACCGGACUCCUCGUCAGCCCCGACCUCGUUGUCGCUGGAAGCGAGGCCGUCUACGAUGCUGAGUAUCAGCUUGGUGCAGCUACGCAAGUCAAAUGCUAUAUUGGAUAUCGUGGACGUGGGUCUUCUGACAUCCAGCCCCGAUAUGGUCAGCGUGUCGUUUUCUCUGCCGACUGGACUGAGAUUUCUGAAAGGCGCUCGCGAGAUAUUGCUUUCAUUCAGGUUGUUCAACCUUUCACUUUGAGUGUGAAAAAUGCCCCCGUUCAAGGUAUGUCAGACCAGAUUGCUUUCCCUUCUUCAUUCGCUGACGAAUUGGCAUCUACAAAAGAACCCGUCGAACAGGCCCCCAUCAACGUCACUGUUUGCACGAACUGCAGCUCCCACGAGGCACCCGUCCCUGAGGCCGUCGCUCCACCUGAGCCUGAGCCCGAGGUCACACAGACUGAUGCUCCUGCUCCCGCUUUUGUCGAGCCCGCAGUCGAGGAGCCUGAGCUCGAGAUUCCUGCCCCAGCAGCUGAACCAAUCCCCGAAGCUGUCCCCGAAAGCGACUACGUUGAUAUCGAGAUUGAUAACACGCCGGAUACUUCCGUUUCCGAGGAGGUUGAUCCCUUCUACCAGACCCUCAAGACUGUCUCACAAGUCGACACCAAGACCCUCGACAUCGAAUCUUCACUGAUCGAUGAUGUCGGCCAGUUUGUCAGUGUCGCUGCUGGAUCUCUUGUCGGCCACGUCGUUGGGGCAGAGACUCUCUCUAGCGGCAAGGCAACCAAGCUCUCUGGUAUCUCUGAGCGUGCGCUCCUCGCCGAAGCAUCCCUCCAGGCUGUAUUCGCCGUCGAGCAAUCUAACGAGCUUGAUGAGAUCAUCGCAGUGAUGAAAGAGAAUUGGACCACCAAUGCUCCCCAAGCCGAGCAGCUUUCUGAGCUUCUUGCACCUUACCUGGCCGAGGCUGCUCGAUGUAUCAUUGAGUACCAUCAAGAAGACGAGGCUGGGAAUGUCACUGCAGCCAAGACCCCGAAGCGCCGAAACCUUGGCAUUCGACAAUUCCCCACCAGCGAGGCAACCAAGGGGUUUGUCAAGGGUAUCUUCGAACCCACUCUUCCUCUAGCAGGUCGUGAGGAUGUGUUCUCCUCUCUUGGUCCUGUCCUUCGCAGUGCUGUUUCUGCUGUCGAACAAAUCGUAUGCCAAGCUGGAAAUACUGCUGUGGAUGUGAUCACGCCCAAGCUUCUCACGAAGUACCAGGGAACUGCUCCAUCAGCUAGCGACAUUGAGGCUACUCGUGUUCUCGUUCAACGCGCCAUCAUGGCAGAUGCCGCUUACCAGGCCCUUUCUACCUUUCCUCGAGAGAAGCUCCAAGUCCUGAAACUCAUCCCUCUUGAUGCUGAGCUUCCUCAGGCCGACAACAUUUUUGACUUCAUCAAGAAUGUCAUUCAGAAGAUUGGCCCUGUUUGUCUUCAUGAUGCCAAGCAGGCUGUGCACAAGUUUGUUCCUCUCCUCGUCGAUACUCAUGCCAAGGCUCCCCAGCCUGUUUUCGCUGUUCCUGCAAAGGCUGCAAGCAGCAAGUUUGCGCUUCGAGACUUUCUCAGCAACAAGAAGGGUUCUGUCAAGACAUUCUGA